Messenger RNA from Monascus purpureus, 288 nucleotides. NCBI's taxonomy places the organism in Eukaryota, Fungi, Ascomycota, Eurotiomycetes, Eurotiales, Aspergillaceae. The record is from the annotation of a GenBank genome assembly.
AUGACUAUUCAAGUCGUUGUUAAUCCUUACGACGACACAAAAUACUAUCCCCGCCGUGGAGACAGACAGAGCCAAAAGCCCAGCAACGAAAAUGCCCAGGGCCUAUUCCCCCCCAGCGCCUGUGUCUUUGUUGGAAACCUUUCGACCAAGGUCCCUCUUGAGACCCUUGCCGAAGAUCUGAAAGAGAAAUUCUCGGCAUUCGGUACAUGCCAUGUGAAGAUUAAACAGGACAAGAAGAAAGGACUGCCUGGUGCCUUUGUGCAAUUCGAGGCAAGCAGCCCUCCUUGA